CAGGCGGGCCCGGAGGGCGGAGGUGGGAUGUGGCUGCUCCGGGGAGGGACCAAAUAACUCCCUCUGCUAUUGGGAAUGUCUUUUGCAAGUGCUGAUGGGAUGUGCUACUUAAGACCUGACAGCAGCUUUUAAAUCUGGAGGUACUAUCCAGAGAAGUUUUGUUUCCUUCCAAGGCAGGCCUUCAAGAUGUGGACAGCUGUUGGGUCUUUUCUGUUGAUCUCCUUAUGUGUGUCUGAAAACGGCAGCUCCAUCUUAAAGGAGAGGGGGGUCCAGGUAACACAUGUACAUCUGCUCAGCAGUGAAAAGCAUUGCAAGCAAGCUUGUAAAGGCCCAACAGCAUCAGGUAAUCUCUACUGCUGGUCAGUGCUGUAUCAGAGCCGCUGUGUCCUCUUGCGCUGUCCUCAGCUGAGUGCAUGUCAGAACGCCAGCGCACAGGAUGUUAAAGAACUAAUGGGAGAAUUUGUGAUCCGUAAAAGGAGAGAUCAUGAAGGAGCCCUUCAAACAAACAACACAGGAAAGUCUGCUGGAGAGCAGGAGCUACUGAAUAAAACAAGACUUGCUGAGACAGAAACAAAAGUGCCUCUUUUGCCAAAAGCUCCAGAGAGGAAGGUAGCAGAAGGUACUGCAGUCAGCACAACUACCACUGCGACUUCCACAAUCGCUGCCAUCUCCCAAGGUAGAGCAAUAGCCAUAACCACAGCUAGUAACAACGUAACCACAACUCAUGGUAAUACAACUCUUGGCAUCCCAAAUGUGACUUCUGGUCCCAGCAUUCCCCCUCAGAAACCAUCGUUGCCUCCCACACCUUUCCAUUUAACUGAAAGUGCUAUUACUGUUAACAGUACAUCAAGUUCAAAAGGGGCACAGACCAGUAAUUUAACUUUGGGAGCUGCUAACACAACAGAAACUACUCCCAGGACUAUUCCUACUACUUUUGCCACAGCAGCAAACAAUCCAGUGCUUCCCACAACCCACAAAACAGGUAUGGCAACCGGCACUCUUGUACCAGUGAACUCUAGCAGUGUUGGAAGCAGCUCAAGAAGCCCAGUAAACUCAUCUUCAAAUGCAGCCGCCCAAAAUCCACCAGCUUCAGCCACCCAAAAUUCACUAACUACAGCCACCCAAAAUUCACUAACUACAGCCACCCAAAAUUCACUAACUACAGCCACCCAAAAUUCACUAACUACAGCCACCCAGAAUCCACCAUCUUCAACCACCCAGCAUCCACUAACUACAGCCACCCAGAAUCCACCAGCUUCAAAAGCCACUGGCAUAUCUCAGACAACCAAGAGACCAACCACAGUAGCAACAAAGUCAGCUGAACUCACAACAAUUGUAAAGACAACUCCAGAUAGGGUAACGCCUCGUGUGACUGCAAAGGGUGCUGAAACCACCACCGCUGCAGAGCAACCUGCGAGUGCUACGAGUCAACCAGUGCUUGUCACAACGUAUACAAAUCCCUUGUCAGUGUUUGCAACGAAAAGUCCAGUGGCACCGCCCAAAUCAGUAACCAUAAACCACGGCCAAGAUCAGCAGGACACAGGUAGUGAGGGUAGCUAUCGUCCAGUAGAUGUUAGUUUGCUCUUAGCAGUGCUUCUGUUUGGAGUCCUGUUUUUUGUAACAAUUGUAGUAUUGUUUGUGAUACAGGCCUAUGAGAGCUACAGGAAGAAAGACUACACCCAAGUCGACUACCUAAUCAAUGGGAUGUAUGCAGACUCAGAGAUGUGAAAGCAAUAGCAAUCCAAAGCGAGGCAUUCAAUAUAUACAUCUACUUGUUGUGGGAGGUCGAAAGCCAUGGGUGGCUUGUCUUUCAGUUCCCUGUUCUGCCUAUAAGACCAACUGAAAGUGCUUCCAAAUAACCUUUGGUGCAAUGUAGGAGAAAUGCCAUGUAUUCUACUUCUAAAAAUAUUUUUUUUAACCAUCAGGUUGCCACUGACAUAUUAUUUCUCAGUUUUUGCUUCUGUUGUGCCAGUUUUGUUUUGCCAUUGCAAAGAGGGGCUAAUGCUGCAGGCAGCCCUCCUCCGAGGACUGUGGUGCUUCCUAGGCUCCUGUUCCUCAAGUUCUGUUGAUACCCUGCCUAUCCCUGCAUAACAAAGAGCAAAAAGGGGCUGUCUCUGCCUGCAAGGCACUGUGUUGACUGCUGCCAGUCCAGAUGGAUUGCAGAGGACUGGCAGCAUUGGUGCAGGUGGCAGAACCCUAAAGAGUGACAGGUGCAACCCCCCCCCCUUGGCCUAGGUGGUGACCCUUCCAUACGGUACGUUUCCUUUUUUUCUGCUUCCAGCUACAGCACUGAACCAGCUGCGGGAGACGCUGCUGGCUUGAGAUGCAACCUUAGGAGCGAUGCUUGUUGCAGGUUAUGAGUUCUGAAGUGUAUGGACGGAAAGCUCUUUAGAACCAUGAGGCAUUCCUAAGGCUCCCUGCCAGGGGCACUGUUGGCAGAACAGGCAUCUUAUUUCAGUGAGCUCCCUGCUUCUUUAAAAUGUGUGUACUAAGCCAUGUUCAUGCUGUGCUGUUUCCUAAUCGUGACUGUUCUUCGCUGAGGUGCUUCUGCAUCUUUAUAUGAUUUUAUUUUUGUACCCACUCAAUAAAUGAGGCCCUGGAGGGCAUGUAAAGGUU
Podarcis raffonei (Aeolian wall lizard) is the source of this 2616-nucleotide messenger RNA. It is a transcript of the gene C1H11orf24, whose product is annotated as chromosome 1 C11orf24 homolog. Lineage: Eukaryota; Metazoa; Chordata; Lepidosauria; Squamata; Lacertidae. The coding region runs from base 187 to 1728 and encodes 513 amino acids. The record is from RefSeq and is a predicted model, not a curated record. The transcript has 5 exons.